CCCGGAGCCGCGCCGUGCCCCGGGGGCUGCCCGCAGCGAGCUACCCGCAGCGCCUCCCCGCCGCCUGGCGGCUCGGCCCGCCUCCUCGCCUCCCCCGCCGGGCCGCUGCCGCUGCUUCGGGGGCCGUGGAGCCAGGAGCAGCCCCCGGCGAGGCGGUGGCUCCGUCAGCCUCCCCUCCGCCCCCCUGAGGGCCUUCGACUCACCCCGUCCGGCUCCGAACCGGAGAAGUCGGGCAGCGAGUUGCCCGCUUUGGGGUGCUGGGCUUGGGGUUUCGAUUGGUGUCACUGCAGUGAGGAGGGGGGACACGGGCAGGCUGGCCUCUGCACGGAGGAAGGGCAGCCGGUGGCAACGUUAUUCGGAGGCUACGAAGUGAAACCUUUCCCAAACAAGUUCAGCAGGUCAAAGCUGGAUCUGUAAAGUCAGUGAUGCCAAGCAGUGCAACUUGCAAUGCCCAGAAUGUCUGACAAACAAGCCUCAAACUGUUAAGCAAGAUUACGUGCAUGAGAAAGCAGACAUCAAAAUGAGCUUGGGUUUCAGAAGUGCUGUCUAAGUAAGGAUUUUGUCUCCUUUGUCUACUGUGAAAUGUUGGAGGAAAAACUGGAGUCAGUGCCAGAUCAAACAAGUUCAGAAGAACAAAUGGAGAACUCGUCAAAAGAAAUACGCAUCUUGGAACAGAAAAGAGAAGACUUCUGUGCAGAAUUUCAACUUCAUCAGAAUUCCUCAAAAAAACCAGAAUUUUUCAUCCAGGCAGAAGCUGAAGCAUUGAAACUUUCAGAUUUGGUAAUAACCAGUCAAAGAAAAGGACCCCCAAAUAUGUGUGGUGAUUGUAAUUCCAGUCCUGGAGAAUUAAGCACUAUAGAAGAAAAGGGUAAGAGGAUGCUCCCUGAAUUUAUAUCCUCAUGGAAGGAUGGCACAGAUGUAGGUGGGAAGACAGAAACUGCAUUCCUCCUAAAAGAACUGGACACUCUAAGGGCCAAAAACAAAAAGCUUCAGGAUAAGCUGUCUGAAAAGGACAAGGAGCUGAAGACAAUAAAACUGGACUUAGAACUGCAAGAGAGAGCUACAGAAGCUAAGAUUGCAGAAAAGAUUGCAGCUCUCGUAGAAGAAGUUUAUUCUGCUCAACGAGAACGUGACGAGGCCAUCAUGGCAAGGCUUAGAUUAGCCAAUGAAGAGAGAGAUGAAGCAUUUUUACGUGUCCAGCGGUUAGAAGAAUCUCUGAAAGAGCUAGAAAAUAUUAACCCUGAAGAAAAUGACAUGACAUUACAGGAAUUACUGAACAGAAUAAACAAUGCAGACACAGGGAUAGAUAUACUGAAGAACGGAGCUAUAAUUCUGAAUCGAAUACACAGGACCAAAGAACGUAAAAAGAAAAUAAUAGCUGAGGAAAUGACUGCAGUAAUAGAACAACGGGAUGCUGCUUUGUCUCAAUGCAAACGGCUAGAGCAGGAGCUUCAUCAUCUGAAAGAGCAGAACCAGACUUCAGCAAACAACACGAGACAUCUGACUGCUGAAAACAAUCAAGAACGUGCUCUGAAGGCAGAAUUGAUAGCCUUGCAACAGGAAAAAGAGGCAGCUCUUCAACAGUGCAAAAAAUUAGAAGAAGAAAUCCAGAGAUUGCAUGUAUACUACAGUUCACACAAACCUUUGUCUCAAGGGAUGAGCCCGAAGGACUGGCUUAACCAUGCUUUCAGUACUUCUGAAGGUAGACUGAAAGACAGGGAAGAUGUUGUGACCCUUACCUAUGGCCAGAUUGAAGAACUGGCAGCUCAGCUGCAGCAAGCUCAGUCAGAGCAGAAGAACACUGAGAUGAAGCUCCAAAAGGCCUUGGAGGUUUCAAAGGAGGCCAACGAAAAAGUUCAGAAGUUGGAAAGGCUGGUGGACGUCCUGAGGAAGAAGGUUGGAGCAGGGACCAUUAGGACCGUGAUCUGAUUGAAAGCUCUAGUCUAAGGAAGCAUUCACAUCUGGUGACCAGGCUGCUUCAUUCAGCACUGUGUAAACACUAAAGCCUUAACUUAGCAAACAGUUGUUAGAAGUGGGACACUCCAGCGACAUUCCAAGCUGAGAUAAAAUCAAAUCAUAAAUGUUUAACUACUUUGCUGCUGAGUUCUGUGAUUUGUUGAAAUGUUUCACUGCAAACAUAUAUUUGUUUUUAAGCAGAUGCAUUGUGGCUCUGUAUACUGUGAAAAAUGAUGUAGAUGCUUAUUUUAACAGUCUGUUCUCUCAGUGUUACUAGACUACAGUCUGCUGCAAGGCACAGCUUGGCCGUGUUUUCAAAUACUGCCAGCUUCAGGUGCAAAAUCCUGGAAAGCAGUUUCAAAAUCUAAAUCCCUUACGUUAUUUAUGAAACUGCAAACAGUCCAGUAUUUGUAUGUUAAAUACAGUAAUUGAUAAAGUAGGUUCACAUUCAAGAAAUAACUCUAAACACUAUAUUGAAGAUUUUUUUCCUCCUUACUCGUAGCCCAUUGAAUUGCAGCUAGGAACUCUAGCUACAUCUAAAGGAAGGAUAUACAUAUAGCUUUAUACAGCAGUUGAAUAACUACUGCUAGUACAUGGCAUUUUCAGCAUACAUUAAAAAGAAAUGUACAGUUAGGUUUCACUGGGGGAACAGCUGGGUAAAUAAUCAUAAAUUGCUCUGUGAAAGCCUUGUGACACUGUGCAGUAUCUCAGACAGUGGGGAAGGUUUCCUGCGUUGUUUUUGGUCAGUCCUCUGUCCUUUCCUAUGAGGGGAAAUCCUUCAGAUGUUCAGAAAUCACCUUACAGAGUCAAAACUCAUCUCUUCGGUAUAAGGAGUGAACGAUGAAGGUCACACAGCCCCAGUAAUGGAGGCCCAGCCUUUAGUGCCUUCAGGUGAAUUUCUGGCCCUGAUGAACUCAGUCUGAGUUCUUCCUUUCAGUAUAAUGAGGGCAGGAACUCUGAUCUGGCAUGUAGAAAUACGCAAUAAUGAUAACAUGGGUUAAUUGGCUUUUAUUUUACAGUUUAUUCACUGAGAGGUGAUUGAUGUCUGCGCAGAGCUCUGAAGGUGAAGAAAACGCCUGCCCCAUAUAGCAGACAUGCAAUAGUCACUUCUGUCCUAAUUUACAAGAGAAGGAUGAGAUUGCGUCAGAUUAACUAACAGGAGUAGCAAUUCAUUUGCCUCCCAAUGGAACAGCAGAGUUCAUGAUGAAAGGUGGUUCACCAUAGGCAAUGCUUAUGGUGGCAGUUGUAAUUACUGGUCAGAUUAGUGUCUCUGCUGUUUUGCAGAGUACUGAGAUGUUCAGAAACAUCCAUCCCUUGUGAGAUUUUGUGUGUUUCUCUUGAUGAUCCUGCAGCACACUUGCAUUGGGAGCCAUUUCUGUUAUAUGCCAGAGUAAAAUAUGUAAAUAGCAUCAUGUUGGCUCGGGGUAAGAGCAUUAUUAAUGCUUUUUGGCACUGUAAUUAUAUUCAUAGUAAGCCUUCCCUAAGCCCACACUAAUUAACAAUAUUGUAACAAAUCAACUUUAACAGGAAAGAACUGUGGACCUUUAGUCAUUUAGUACUGUUUUUCAUUCAGCCCACAACCCAAAACUGGUAGCAUGGUUUUCUGUACUAGUGUUGGGAAAACUACUGAUAUUUGAAAAGUUCAGAGCCAGCUCAGUCUUGUUAGCAGAAUCCUGUAGAUGAAGUCAGUUUGAUUCCUCUUUAAAUAUAUUCACAAGAAAGAUUCAUUAGUUAAUUGUUAAUGUAGGGGAAUAUUAAAACAGCUUUUAUAAAUAAGCCAUCAUAUUGAAAUAGUUUAGUAAUGUCAAUAUGUUGUCACUUGCACAUGUAUUUAUCUAUUUAUUCCAAAUCACAGGACGCUUUACAAAUAUUCACCUUAAUUUUCAAAUUAAAUGGCUUUAUAAAUAUUCUUAUCAGGUGAUCAAGAGUUGUAACAUCCUUAAUCCAUCUUGCUAUCUAAAUGUCAGGAUUUCUCUGUGCCUUUAUUUUAUUCAUUUAGAAUAAUUCCAGAUGAAGGCUGUUAGGGUUAUUUUAUCUUCUUUUUAAUUUGUACCCCAAAGAUUUUCCUCACAUACAAGAAUUAAAUGUGAGGCACAUUUAAAUCUCUGACUGGCAGUUUCUCUGAUUCAAGUCUUGCUGUGAUCUCAGCGUUAUAUAUACUGACUCUUAUCAUUGUAAAAUUUCACAUCAGGUCUGCAGAGCUGGACUUUGUUUGUUCUUCUCAUGCAUUGGUAAAUAAAAUGCAUUCACGAGUCCAAAAAAACAAAGUGGUGUUCCCAUAUUAGGUUGAUUAUAAGUCAGCUGUUGAGCUUCAGUGGUCUAAACAUUUCAUUCUUCAGUUUUGUUGGGAGCACACGUGUUCUGGGAGGCUUUUAAACAAAUACUUGAAAUGGUUGAAAGAUUUACAUUGCCAGUGCCUAGCUAAAUAUGUAGUCUUAAGAAAAGACAUGGUUUAUUUUGGCACCAUUUGAAAAACUCAAAUAUUUUAAACAUUUGUUAAGUUCGAGCUUGCAC
Cygnus atratus (black swan) is the source of this 4470-nucleotide messenger RNA. It is a transcript of the gene MIPOL1, whose product is annotated as mirror-image polydactyly 1. The transcript is spliced from 14 exons. The record is from RefSeq and is a predicted model, not a curated record. NCBI's taxonomy places the organism in Eukaryota, Metazoa, Chordata, Aves, Anseriformes, Anatidae. Bases 583 to 1929 code for a protein of 448 amino acids.